AUGACCAAGAGAGCCGCUUGCUCUUCCUACGUCAUCAUCGACACCCGAGGAACGGGAGAAUUUCAGGGCCCUUCUGCCGGAUUCCGAACCAUGAACUCACGUAUCUUGCUAUCGGUGCCCGGCGGCUCCGAGUACGACACCGUCUACCCCGCCGACUUCACGCAGAUCUCGACCCUGGGAACCAUGAACAUCGUUGCCAAGGUCAAGAACACGCUGGCUUCCAACCCAGACGCCUGCUUCAUCCUUGAAGGCUACUCCCAGGGUGCUGCCGCCACUGUGGCUGCCCUUCCACAGCUCACCGGAUCCGCUUUCGACGCUGUCAAGGCCGUCAUCCUCAUCGGAAAUCCUGACCACAAACCCAACCUUGCUUGCAACGUCGACAACAAUGGUGGAAAAUCGACUGCUGGCUUCAGCGGUAUCUCGGCUCUUCUCUCGCCUGGCAUUCCCUCCAACUGGGUCGACAAAUCCCUCGACAUUUGCAUCUUGGGCGAUGGAGUCUGCGCCUCCCAGACUGGUUUCGGUAUCACCUUCCAGCAUCUUCUCUACCCCACAGAUUCCAACGUUCAGUCCAUGGGCGCUAAUUUUGCCAUCAAGGCUCUCCAGGGAUAG
Molecule: messenger RNA, 609 nt
Organism: Pseudozyma hubeiensis SY62
Lineage: Eukaryota; Fungi; Basidiomycota; Ustilaginomycetes; Ustilaginales; Ustilaginaceae
Product: cutinase
Exons: 1
Coding region: 1-609 (202 amino acids)
Molecular function (GO): hydrolase activity
Source: RefSeq, a predicted model, not a curated record